This is a messenger RNA of Centruroides sculpturatus (bark scorpion), 1960 nucleotides long. RefSeq names its product tigger transposable element-derived protein 1-like. Gene Ontology annotation, cellular component: nucleus. Bases 162 to 1814 code for a protein of 550 amino acids. Lineage: Eukaryota; Metazoa; Arthropoda; Arachnida; Scorpiones; Buthidae. The record is from RefSeq and is a predicted model, not a curated record. The transcript has a single exon. Gene Ontology annotation, molecular function: DNA binding.
AUUUGUUUGGUAUUUUUUUCGUUGUUACCAAGUUGAAAUCUAUAAGAAAAUGUAUAAAAAUCCUAUGCAGUUUUUUACUUGCAGAUCUGUGUUAUGUAUGUGAUACGUAAAACAUUAAUUAAUUAACUCUUUUUUUUUUAAUUAAGCUGUAGCCCUGAACUAUGUCUGAUAGAAAUAGACUAUUUCGUAAAAGGCGUUUCAUUUCACUGGAAUUAAAAAAACAAAUUUUGGAUCGUCUGAAGAAAGGAGAAAAAGUAUCACAUGUUGCAAAAGCUUUAGAUAUAAAUGAAGCAACAAUCCGGAACAUACAUAGAAGUGAACAGAAAAUUACAGCUUCUGUUACUGCAGGUUGUUCUAUUUCUGCAAAAAUGGCAGCGCGUACUAGAGAACCGAUAAUUGAAAUGAUGGAAAAAGCUCUUAAAAUUUGGAUUGAUGACUGUUUAAAAAAACGAAUUCGAAUAAAAACCGAUAUUAUUAAACAGAAAUCUUUAAAAAUUUACAACUAUCUAAGAGAAAAUGGACAGCAAUCUACUAGCCGCAGCUUUGUAGCUAGCAGAGGUUGGCUUCAGCGUUUUAAAAAUCGUUACUCAUUACAGCAAAUACAAAUAGAAGGGAAAAUUGAUCGGGAAACUGCCAAAUUUCCAAAAGAAUUGCAACGAAUUAUUGAACGAGAAGGAUACACAACAUACCAGGUUUUUAAUGCAGCUGAGACAAGUCUUUGGUGGAAAAAAAUGCCAAAGAGAACAUUUAUUUCAAAAGAAGAAAACGAUGCGUUAGGUUUUGAAGCAUCAACAGAUCGUGUAACAUUACUUAUGUGUAGUAAUGCGUCAGGAGAUCACAUGGUAAAACCUAUGCUAGUUUAUAAAUUCUUGAAUCCUCCGGUAAUGAAAAAUUUAAAUAAAAAUGCCAUGCCGAUAUAUUGCUAUAAUAAAAAAGCUUUGAUAACUGCUGAUUUAUUUAAUAAAUGGUUUCUAAACUAUUUUGUACCAAAUGUAGAAAAAUACUUAAAGCAAAAAAAUCUGGAUUUCAAAGUUUUACUAAUAUUGGAUAAUUCCCCAAUCCAUCCGAAAAAUUUAAAUCACCCAAAUGUUAAAAUAAUAUUCUUACCACCGAAUACGGCUUCUUUGCUUCAACCGUUAGAUCAGGGAAUCGUAGCCACAUUUAAAACUCUUUACAUUAAGCAUUUUUUGCAAUGGAUUGUGAAUAAAAUAGACGGCGAAUCUAUCGAAGUCGUACAGGCAUGGAAACUAUUCACAAUUUCGGACUGUAUUAAUCUCAUAUCUUUGUCUAUCAAAGAAAUAAAACCAGUAACAUUAAAUGCCUGCUGGAAAAAGUUAUGGCCAGAGUCAGUUCAAGACUUCAGAGUAAUUGAUCCGGCAGAAAACAGAAUCGAAGUGAUACUAAAACUUGCUAAAUCUUUAGGAGGGGAAGGUUUUGAUGAUAUGAAUCUUGAAGAUAUCGAAGAAAUAAUGGAAGAAGAGAUUGAUGAAGAAAAUUUGGUCGAAAUGGUAUCUGCGAUCGACCAAGUUAUUUCAGAGGAUGAUAGUACAGAUGAAAACACUGAAGAUCAUAAUUUUAUCCUAGAAACCAUGCGGGAAGGCAUAAGGUUGGCCGAACAAUUGGAACUAUACUUUCUAAAUACAGAUCCUUCCAUUGAAAGAAGAAUAAAAUUUAAGAGAGAACUUCAAAAAUGCAUGGCUCCAUAUAACGAACUUUAUAACGAACUUUUAUGCAGACGUAAUCAAAUGGAAAUAUCAGAUUUUAUGAAAGAAAUAGAAAAUGAAAAUGUUACUGAUAUUUCUGAACAAGAUUAACAAAACAGCUCAAAAGUUGAUACUUUGUAAAAAGAAAAAACCCUUAUUUGACCAAGUAUUAACCCCGAAUACAGUUCUUUUAAUUAUGAUUAUUAAUUACUUAUUGAUUGGAAAUAAAUUAUUGUAAUAAACAUAUUUUUCUUAUU